GGGACUUUGCGGGCGCGGCUGUACUAGUGGGGGAAUCCGCCGAACUUAAAUAGGCUUCCAUACCCUAGCUUCCUCCCCGAUAAAAGGCUGCCAGAAACCACCCAUCACGCUCUCCCCUUUAGUUCCCCAUUGUACUUGAUCAUCUUGCUUAUCCAACAAUGUCCGUUCCAGCUACCUUCAAGCUGAACACGGGAGCUGAGAUCCCUUCCAUUGGGCUAGGAACCUGGCAAUCCGCUCCCGGUGAAGUUCAGGCAGCAGUGUCCCACGCACUUCUAAAGGGUGGCUACAAACACAUUGAUGCAGCAUACUGUUACGGAAACGAGGAUGAAGUCGGAGCUGGUCUUGCUGAAGCUUUCAGGGGUGGCGUAAAGAGGGAGGAUAUUUUUGUCACCACAAAACUAUGGUCGACCUAUCACUCCCGGGUGGAAUUGGGUCUUGACAAGAGCUUGAAGAGUCUCGGUCUAGACUACGUUGACUUGUUCCUCAUGCACUGGCCCCUGCCAGAUGGAUCAAGGGAUCUACAAACUGAUUGGACCUACAUUAAGACAUACAAGGAAAUGGAAAAGUUGUUGUCUACCGGAAAAGUCAAGGCAAUUGGAGUUUCAAACUUCUCAGUUCCGUUCCUGAAAAGUCUUCUCUUACAAAACACUGUUGUCCCUGCAGUUAACCAGAUCGAGAACCACCCAUUCCUCCCACAGCACGACGUUGUCGACUUCUGCAAAGAAAAUGGAACUAUCAUUACUGCAUACUCUCCUCUUGGCUCCGCAGGUGGACCUCUACUCAAAGAGGAAUCUAUUAUUAAGAUUGCCGAGAAGCACAAUGUUGCUGUUAGCACGGUUCUAUUGAACUAUCAUAUCAACCGUGGGAAUGUAGUUUUGGCGAAGUCGGUCACUCCCAGCAGAAUCGAGGAGAACAACGUGCUCUUGAAGCUUGACGACGAGGAUAUGGAAGCUUUGAACAAUAUCCACAAGGAGAAAGGAACAAAGAGAUUUGUGAUGCCUCCAUGGCCGGUCAACUUUGGCUUUCCAGAUUGGAAGCAGGACGUUUGAAGGGUAACUUGGGCUGUUAGGUUGUGCAUGUCUUUUGGGGUAAUUAUUGCUGUAUUCGUUAUUAAUCAGUACUGUACUUGCCUUUCUAAGGGCAGUGCCAAAAACUCUCAAUAUAAACAAACUUUUUCAAGUUC
Messenger RNA from Tuber melanosporum (Perigord truffle), 1183 nucleotides. RefSeq lists its product as uncharacterized. The record is from RefSeq and is a predicted model, not a curated record. NCBI's taxonomy places the organism in Eukaryota, Fungi, Ascomycota, Pezizomycetes, Pezizales, Tuberaceae. The transcript has 6 exons. Gene Ontology annotation, molecular function: aldose reductase (NADPH) activity. The coding region runs from base 159 to 1049 and encodes 296 amino acids. Gene Ontology annotation, cellular component: cytosol.